Molecule: messenger RNA, 1693 nt
Organism: Passer domesticus (house sparrow)
Lineage: Eukaryota; Metazoa; Chordata; Aves; Passeriformes; Passeridae
Exons: 3
Coding region: 605-1363 (252 amino acids)
Source: RefSeq, a predicted model, not a curated record
GCGACGGGACAGGACGGGACAGAGCGGUGCUGUGAGGAGCCCCCACACAGCGCACUCGUUCGUGUCCGACCCGGAGCUUUUUCCAGACGCUGUUCCUGCAGCUGGCCUUGCGGCCAGACUGUGGCAUUUGGUGACUCGGAUCUUUUCCAAGACAUCUAUCCCUGUGGCCUGUGCACUCCAGGCCAGACCGCGGGAUUUGGUGACCUGAAUCGUUGUUGAGGAGUCUCCUGUGAUUUUGGCAGGAGUCCUCAAGACCAAAGUGCAGGUCUUGCUGCUUGCUGUCCUGCUGCCUUCCUGAGGCUUCUCUCUUGCUGGUGCUUUCAGCAACUGCAAGACUUGUUGACUUGGCAAUAUCCUGAGGAACCUCUAUUUAAGGUGCCCUCUAGGCCAGACUCUGACAUGGCAGGCAGAUUCCUUGGCUUGUUCAAAGUGCUCAGGGGGAAAAAAAAACAAAGGCCCUGGAGCUGCCCCAGCAGAACAGCCUGAAGAGCCGGAGCAGAUCCAGACACUGCAGGAUGAUGCAGCCGUGGAGCGCACACAAGAGCAGCAAUCCAGCCGUGGCCGCUUCCACAGAACCCUGAAGGUACCUGCAGCCAUCCCAUCCAUGGGCUGGGCCUGCUGUCCCUGCUCAGCCGAGCACUACGCUUGGAGAAUGCCAUGGAGCAUCUCUGGCUUCCCUGUCCUGCAGAUGUUCCGGAAGUUUCUGCGAGUUCAGCACAGAGAGACCGGGACCAGUGCAGCUGAGGGCCCAGCCGAGCCUGACUCGGGGCUGACCGAGCUCCAGGCAGAGCCUGAUGUCAGCCUGGAUUCAGCUGAGCACUUUCAAGACUCUGACACCAUAAUGAAUGAGGACACAGCAAACGGAGACAAGGCAGUGACUGAGGACGUGGCCAUGACAAAUGCCAACACUGGAGAGACUGAAGCCACCGCAAAUCCUGACACCACGCCCACUCCAACUCUGAUCGAGGAAUUAAUACCAGAGUAUUUCAGGGACCCUUGUCUUUCGUCUCAGGAGCAGCUAAGCAGGCUGGGAUCAGGCCUGGAGGCCUCCCAGGACUUUGUGCCCCCUCAAGCCGUGAUUACUGGGGCCCCUCAGCCUUUGAGGCCAGCACAGUGUGGCGGGAAGGGAAGCUGGGGAAGUUGCUCCCUUGAAGAGCGCUCCAAGUUUCCCCCAGGUGUCCUCCAGGUGCCAGCCAUUGUAAGGAACAUCCACCAGAGGCUGGUGUCCCAUGACACUGUGGAUGCCAGGCUGAAAAUUGACAUUGUGAGGCUGGCUGAAGAACAUCCUGUUGAUGUGGUGCUGACCCUCCUGCGCUGUGCCCCAACGUGUGACAGCCAUUUCAGUCCCAAGGAAAGACACUAGUCUGUCCCACUGAAACCUGAAUAUUCACGCCCGGUUUGCCAGAAGAGCUGAAGAAUUAGGUCCAUCUUCAGGAUGCGGUGAACCAGUGUCCCAAGAACAGCACCAGGAGACACUGAACAGGACACCAUCUCCCAUUGCCACUGGAGCUCCAGGCACAGCUGAUGAUUGGUACAGCUGAGCCUGUGGGAAGCUCGCAUGGCUUCUGGCCUUUCCCUGCCUGUAGAUACCUCCCUCCCUCCAGCCCUCAGACACUGCCCAUUCCCUCUUCCCCUCCCAUAUCACCCCUUGUUUUUGGAUUUCAUUAAUAAACGGUUUGGCUUCUUCACUUUG